This is a messenger RNA of Cucurbita moschata (crookneck pumpkin), 1355 nucleotides long. Its product is annotated as plastid division protein PDV2-like. NCBI's taxonomy places the organism in Eukaryota, Viridiplantae, Streptophyta, Magnoliopsida, Cucurbitales, Cucurbitaceae. Gene Ontology annotation, biological process: chloroplast fission. The transcript has 2 exons. The record is from RefSeq and is a predicted model, not a curated record. Bases 153 to 1001 code for a protein of 282 amino acids.
CCAACUAACGAAGAAGCACCCGCCACAGACUUGGCAGCUGCAUUGCCGCUCCUCAGACUCUUUCCUUCAUUUCAUGGUCUUCCAUUUUUUCGUCCCCCUCAAUCCCCCAUUUAUGUCUCUCAAAAACCCUCUUGGAGGUUUCGGUUUCAGUCAUGGAAGAACAAGGCACGGCUAUAAUUUUAGCCAGAGCCACGGAGCUGAGGCUGAAGAUCAGGGGCUCUGUUAACAACACCACGAGUUCGCCGGAAACUGACAUUCGGGAUGAUCGGUUCGCUGUGGAUGAAAAUAAUGGCGUCGGUUCGAGUGGGGAGGCGGAGGAAGAAGAUGAGGAAUCAGUGAGGCUUUUGAAAAUCUGCGAUGCGCUUGCGUCUCUUGAGAAUCAGCUCUCUUCAUUGCAGGAUUUACAACAACGGCAAAGGUACGAGAAAGAAGUAGCCCUUUCCGAGAUCGAGCAUAGCCGCAAGAUUGUACUGGAUAAGCUGAAGAAGUACGAAGGACAGGAUUUGGAAGUGAUACAUGAGGCUUCAGCUUUUGUUAGGGAGACAGUGCAGCACAACAAGGAUUUCACGCUCCCUCCAUAUCCAAGCCAUCCUGAUAAUCCCUUCCCUUCUGGACACGAGUCCGUGACUAAUGGGCUAACGGACGCCACGACAAAUAUAGCUACAAAGGAACUCACUGAAUCAGAAAGAAAACAAUCAAAAUCGGAUUCGAGGAACUCGAGAAACGGAUUGGGAACUUUCGCUAGUGUAGCUGCAAAAUCAGUGGUUACCGUGGUUGCCAUUGUAUCCAUACUGCACUUCACUGGUCUUACUCCGAAGCUCGCACGGAAAGUUUCAUCUUUGAAGGUUUUCAACAUUUUUCGACCGUCUGCAGCUGGAAACAAUGGAUCACACAAUGUAUGUCCUCCAGUUGAAGCUCAUCAGUGCAUUGUGAAAGAGAGAAUUGAAGUUCCAUUUUCUUCAGCUGUGGUUAAACCAGAUGUAAACUAUGGAAGGGGGUGACGACAAUUCAAUCCACAGGCUUCUGAAAAGCUCUUCGUUUAUGCUAAUUUUUCACUUUCUUCAAUAAGUAGCAAUUUGUUUUUGCUGGCCUUGUCAUAUGCGACAUAGUAGUAGAUGUUAUUAGCUAUAUGCAUUUAUCCUCUCAUAAAAUUUUGGAAGACAAGAGAGUGUUGACACUUCAGAGAACAUACAAAUCUUCACUCUUUGUUCUUCACAAAAAUCUAAAGGGUGUGCUUGUUAACCUCUGGUUGGAACGAAAAGAUGAGUAGGCGACGUCUAAAACAAGUAGGGAAAGCAAGAACUCGUUGUUGUAGUCAUCGACCAGAGUCGAUUAUGGACAAGACUACGACGAGU